Molecule: messenger RNA, 1599 nt
Organism: Colletotrichum destructivum
Lineage: Eukaryota; Fungi; Ascomycota; Sordariomycetes; Glomerellales; Glomerellaceae
Product: Putative alpha/beta hydrolase-1, peptidase S33 tripeptidyl aminopeptidase-like protein
Exons: 2
Coding region: 1-1599 (532 amino acids)
Source: RefSeq, a predicted model, not a curated record
AUGCUCGUCCAGACUACAAUCUCCUCACUCGCCCUCGCUGGCACAGUGUCUUCCACUCUGGCUGCUCGCUCCCCGUUCAAAUGGGGAUCCUGUGGAUUCGACGGCGAGGCUGGAGCCACCGUCAAGUACGAGUGCAGCAACUUCACUGUCCCUCUCGACUACCUCGACAGCGCCGCCAACAAGACGCUCAACCUCCAGGUGACGCGUGUACCCGCCGUCAACGGCGAUUCUCAGGGCAGCAUCUUCUUUAACUUUGGCGGACCCGGUUCCGGAGCGCGGAAGACUCUGGUUGACAAGGCCGAGCAGCUUCUGGUGAUUACGGAGGGGAAAUAUGACCUCGUCGGCUGGGACCCUCGGGGUGUUGCCACCACGUCUCCGUUCAAAUGCUACGGCGACGCCGAGAGGCCGGUAGUUAUGCAAAGGCACCGCGUGAACGAUGCUUUUGGCCCCGAGGACCGGACUGCCCUCGCACGCAUGUGGGCAUCGGCCGGAAAUGUGGCCAACGACUGCCUCAACUCGAAGGAGCAGACGUCCGAGAUGGGCGAGCUCAUCGGCACGGGCUACCUGGCUCGCGACCUGAUGCGGCUGAACGACGCCCUCGAGGGCCCCGACUCCCUGCUCAACUACUGGGGCAUCUCCUACGGCACCAUCCUCGGCACUACCGUGGCUGCCAUGUUCCCCGACAGGAUGGGCCGUGUGAUGCUCGACGGCAACGUAAACGUCCCUCAAUGGUACAACGGCUACGACACAAUCUGGUGGAGCGACGUUGACAACGCUGUCUUCGACUAUUUCGACCGCUGCGUCAAGGCCGGACCCGGCCUCUGCCCUCUGGCGGCGCGCAACGAGUCCGCCGAUGUGCUCACAAAGAACCUGUACGGGCUCAUGGACGAGUUGCGCCGUCUUCCCAUUCCCCUCGGCGGCGCCACCGUCAUGGACGCCUCGGCCUUCAAGCUGGUCUUCCGCGCCGUACUAUACGGGAACACCCUGUGGCCGACCUUCGCCACCAUUUUGAACGAACUCUUCAAGCCCGCCGACCAGCACAACCUGAAGGCCAUCUCCAGCAUCUGGCUCCCCGUCGUCAAAGCCACCGAUACCAUGGGCAGCCUGAAAGACGAGUCCCUCUUCGGCAUCUACUGCAGCGACAAGAACACCCGCACCGACUCCUUCGAGGACAUCUUCGCCGUGAGCGAGGAGCUGAAGCGCGUCUCCAAGGCCCUCGGCGAGGUCCACAACAACCUCGUCUACCUCUGCGCCCGCUGGCCGUUUCACGCCAAGGGCGGCUGGGAGAGUAGCUGGAACGAGACCAUCGAGACGGCGAACCCCAUGCUCUUCGUCGGCCCGAGAUACGACCCCGUCACGCCCAUCAGCAAUGCCUACAACAACAGCGGCGUCUUCUUGGGCUCCGGCGUUCUCACGCACGGCGGCAUCGGCCACGGCGUCACCAGCCACCCUUCGCUCUGCACUGCCAAGGCCAUCCGGGCCUACUUCCGGCAUGGCGAGCUGCCGGCCGAGGACUUGAACUGCACCGCUGAUCACGACGCCUUUGACACGAGCAAGACUUGGAAGGAUUCAUACCUCCCUGAGCUCAGCUGGGAAUAA